This is a messenger RNA of Abrus precatorius (Indian licorice), 1419 nucleotides long. RefSeq names its product casein kinase II subunit alpha-4, chloroplastic. The record is from RefSeq and is a predicted model, not a curated record. The transcript has 10 exons. Lineage: Eukaryota; Viridiplantae; Streptophyta; Magnoliopsida; Fabales; Fabaceae. Bases 98 to 1141 code for a protein of 347 amino acids. Gene Ontology annotation, molecular function: ATP binding; protein serine/threonine kinase activity. Gene Ontology annotation, biological process: protein phosphorylation. Gene Ontology annotation, cellular component: protein kinase CK2 complex; nucleus; cytosol.
UAGCUCUUUCUCUUCCGCACUUAUCAAUCUCUUUCCUUUUCCUCUCUCAAUUCCCCCAAACGCUUCCACCCGCUUUCUCCUUCCGCCACCCCACGCCAUGGCUCAGAAGAUUGGAAAAUCCACGCGCCGCCCCGGCGCUUCAUCUAAGGCCAGGGUUUAUGCCGAUGUUAACGUUGUUCGCCCCAAGGAAUAUUGGGAUUACGAAUCCCUCAACGUCCAGUGGGGGGAGCAAGAUGAUUAUGAGGUGGUGAGGAAGGUGGGUAGGGGAAAAUACAGUGAGGUGUUUGAAGGUGUUCACUGCACGGAUGGUGAAAAAUGUAUCAUCAAGAUCCUGAAACCUGUAAAGAAGAAGAAGAUAAAGAGGGAAAUCAAAAUAUUACAGAAUCUUUGUGGAGGGCCUAAUAUUGUAAAGUUGCUUGACAUUGUUAGAGACCAGCAAUCGAAGACCCCAAGUCUUAUAUUUGAAUAUGUCAAUAACACUGAUUUUAAAGUGCUUUAUCCUACAUUGUCAGAUUAUGAUAUACGAUACUAUAUCUAUGAACUUCUAAAGGCACUGGAUUAUUGCCAUUCACAAGGAAUCAUGCAUCGGGAUGUAAAACCACAUAAUGUAAUGAUUGACCAUGAACAGCGUAAGCUUCGCCUUAUAGAUUGGGGGCUUGCAGAAUUCUAUCAUCCUGGAAAAGAAUAUAAUGUUCGAGUGGCUUCAAGAUAUUUCAAAGGCCCUGAGCUUCUUGUUGAUCUUCAAGACUAUGAUUACUCUCUAGAUUUAUGGAGUCUUGGUUGUAUGUUUGCUGGGAUGAUAUUCCGUAAGGAGCCAUUCUUUUAUGGACACGAUAACUAUGAUCAACUGGUCAAAAUAGCUAAGGUACUUGGGACGGAUGAGUUAAGUGCAUAUUUGAAUAAGUAUCGAAUAGAGUUGGAUCCGCAUCUUGCAGCACUCAUUGGGAGGCAUGGUCGUAAGCCAUGGGCAAAGUUCAUUAAUGUAGAAAAUCAUCACUUGGCUGUUCCUGAGGCUGUUGACUUUGUUGACAAGUUACUGCGGUAUGAUCACCAAGAACGUCCCACUGCAAAAGAAGCCAUGGCCCAUCCAUACUUCAAUCCAAUUAGAAGUGCAGAAAGUAGUAGAACUCGUACGCAUUGAGUUGCUGAUGCCUGUUGAGAUAUGGUGUUCGUUCUUGUUCGGGGGCCUUCCUCUAGACGUCUGAACUGUUAUUUCUGGUGGAACUUGCUUUUAGUAGAUUCUGCCCCUGUUCUGUUGUAAAACUCGGUUUCAUUAGUAAUUGGUCUUUUGUUUGUUUUUUUUUUUUUUUUUUUUUUUUCCAAUUUUUAUUAUUUUUGUGGAAAAUUCAGGUCACAAUUUUUAUUUGAUUGUGUGUUCCAAAAUUGGGAAAUGAAAUCUUGAUUCAAUUUAAGCAAAAA